AUGGAGAGCGGCGUGGUGCGCGUCUUCAGAGAGGACAGGUGUCCCUCGGGCCAGCUGGACGACUGUUUCCCAAACUUCACCUGGCAACCCGGCUCAUCCGACGGCUUCAACGACACCUGGGACGCAGAGCCCGAGCCCAUGUCGCCCAUCAUCCCCAUCAUAGUGGCCGUGUACUCCGUGGUGUUCGUGGUGGGCUUAGCGGGGAAUUGUUUGGUGAUGUAUGUCAUCAUAAGAUACACCAAAAUGAAAACAGCCACCAACAUCUACAUCUUCAACCUGGCCGUGGCCGACGCUCUGGUAACCACCACCAUGCCCUUCCAGAGCACCGACUACCUGCUCAGCUCCUGGCCGUUUGGCGAGGUGGCGUGCAAAGUCUUCAUCUCCAUCGACUACUACAACAUGUUCACCAGCAUCCUGACCUUGACCAUGAUGAGCGUGGACCGAUACGUGGCCGUGUGCCAUCCCGUCAAGGCCCUGGAUUUCCGCACGCCCGUCAAGGCCAAGAUCAUCAAUGUGAUCAUCUGGGUGAUGUCGUCUGCUGCCGGGAUCCCUGCCAUGAUACUUGGCAGCACCAAGACCAAUAACGGGACCACAGAGUGUGCCCUCCAGUUCCCUGAACCCUACAGCUUCUGGGACACCCUGAUGAAGAUCUGCGUCUUCAUCUUUGGCUUCGUGUUGCCCGUCAUCAUCAUCACCGUCUGCUACACGCUGAUGGUCAUGCGGCUGAAGAGCGUGCGCCUGCUGUCAGGCUCUCGUGAGAAGGACCGCAACCUGCGCCGGAUCACCCGCCUGGUUCUGGUGGUGGUCGCCGUCUUUGUGGUGUGCUGGACGCCUAUCCACAUCUUCAUCUUAGUCAAGGCCCUGUGUGGCAACGUGCCGGAGACCACCGCCGUCAUGGCCGCCUACUUCUUCUGCGUGGCGCUGGGCUACACCAACAGCAGCCUCAACCCCAUCCUCUACGCCUUCCUGGAUGAGAACUUCAAGAGGUGCUUCAGGGAUUUUUGCUGCCCUGGCGCCAAAGGACACGGAGACUCUCACGGGUUGAGCCGGGUGAGGAGCACCCUGCGGGACCACUCGUGUCCCACAGAAGCCCGGGGAGAUAUGAGGCAGGCCAGGCCUGUAUGA
This is a messenger RNA of Anoplopoma fimbria (sablefish), 1125 nucleotides long. RefSeq names its product opioid receptor, kappa 1 (gene oprk1). Gene Ontology annotation, biological process: neuropeptide signaling pathway; G protein-coupled opioid receptor signaling pathway; sensory perception of pain. The transcript is spliced from 3 exons. The coding region runs from base 1 to 1125 and encodes 374 amino acids. Gene Ontology annotation, molecular function: neuropeptide binding; dynorphin receptor activity. Gene Ontology annotation, cellular component: neuron projection; membrane. Lineage: Eukaryota; Metazoa; Chordata; Actinopteri; Perciformes; Anoplopomatidae. The record is from RefSeq and is a predicted model, not a curated record.